Molecule: messenger RNA, 1503 nt
Organism: Miscanthus lutarioriparius
Lineage: Eukaryota; Viridiplantae; Streptophyta; Magnoliopsida; Poales; Poaceae
Source: the annotation of a GenBank genome assembly
AUGGCGCGCGUGUUCCUCAAGCUCGACGCGAACGGCGACGGGCGGAUCUCGCGGUCGGAGCUGGCGGCGCUGUUCGAGAGCCUGGGCCACGCAGCCUCCGACGACGAGGUGGCGCGGAUGAUGGCCGAGGCGGACGCGGACGGCGACGGCGACGGCUUCAUCAGCCUGGACGAGUUCGCGGCGCUGAACGCGACGGUGGCCGGCGACGCCGCCGCCGUCGAGGAGGACCUCCGCCACGCGUUCCGCCACCUCGCGCGACCAGCCCUAGCGAAUUCAUAUUCCAUUCCUGGUUCUCCGUCCAUGGCCGCGUCGCUGCUUCACCGUGGCGCUGUCGCCAGCCGCCGGCGAUGCCCGGUGGAGAUGCUGCGGCGGCUGGUCUCGUCCGAGGCGGCGCCCGAGCGGGCACCGUCGCGGCCGCCGCCGGAGAUGCCGCCGUUUGACCACCGGCCCCGCCCGUACGCCGGGAUGGGUGGCGCCGAGAUCUUCGAGAAGAGGAAGGCGGUGCUCGGCCCGUCGCUCUUCCACUACUACCAGAAGCCGCUCAACAUUGUGGAGGGGAAGAUGCAGUACCUUGUCGUGUGGCCAUUGCCAUCCGGAUAUUGUGAAUGCGGUGGUGGAGCAGACCAAGUUGCUCCAGCACACACAACCACCAUUUACUUGCAUCAUGCCAUUGUAGAGUUUGCAGAGGCCCUCACCUCCAAAAUGCCUGGCAAUCUCAAGGUUGCGUAUUUCGUGAAUUCUGGUACUGAAGCGAAUGAAUUGGCAAUGUUGAUGGCCCGGCUGUAUAGUGGGAAUCUCAGUAUGGUUGCACUCAGAAAUGCAUAUCAUGGUGGAAGUGCCGGUACGAUUGGAUUGACUGGUUUGCAGACAUGGAAAUACCCAAUUCCUCAGGGUGAAAUACAUCAUGUCAUGAACCCUGAUCCUUAUCGGGGGACUUUCGGGUCUGAUGCUGCAGCUUAUGCUAAGGAAGUCGAAGAACACAUAACUUAUGGAAGUUCAGGAAGGGUUGCAGGCUUCAUUGCAGAAACAUUCCAGGGUGUGGGAGGUUCUGUUGAACUAGCUCCUGGAUACCUAAAGUUAGCUUAUGACAUUGUGCGCAAGGCUGGUGGCGUUUGUAUUGCUGAUGAAGUCCAGAGUGGUUUUGGUCGUACUGGCAGUCAUUACUGGGGAUUCCAGACACAAGGUGUCAUUCCUGACAUAGUCACCAUGGCAAAGGGAAUUGGCAAUGGCCUACCAUUGGGGGCAGUUGUAACAACUCCUGAGAUUGCAAGUGUGUUAGCUCAAAAAAUCCAAUUUAACACAUUUGGUGGAAAUCCAGUUUGUUCUGCUGGUGGAUUAGCUGUGCUUAAGGUACUUGACAAGGAGAAACGCCAGACACAUUGUGCUGAUGUUGGAGCUCACUUGGUGGAGCGUCUAAAAUCGCUUCAGGAGAAGCACAAAAGUAAAAUUUCUAAUCUUGAUUUAGUUCGUGUACUCUUUAUGUUGUCCAACCUUUUCGGCUAA